Nicotiana tabacum (common tobacco) is the source of this 1248-nucleotide messenger RNA. RefSeq lists its product as uncharacterized. The record is from RefSeq and is a predicted model, not a curated record. Lineage: Eukaryota; Viridiplantae; Streptophyta; Magnoliopsida; Solanales; Solanaceae. Gene Ontology annotation, molecular function: ribonucleoside triphosphate phosphatase activity.
CGGUUCAUUUCCGGGCCUGGCUCGGUUUUCCGGUUUGGGAUGUGUGGAAACUUGAACCGUCUGUAAAAUCAUUAAUUCUUCAGUUCAGAAAACACUAGGGAGACGAAAAUGGCAGCUACAGGAAAAUGCUUCCUCGUCACUGGCUCUCCUGGUGUUGGAAAGACAACUUUGAUAGUUAGAGUACUCGAAACCCUCAGAAAUUCCAAUCCUAAUUUGAAAUUUCAGGGUUUCUAUACUCGGGAGAUUAGAGAAGGAACGGAGAGGGUUGGGUUUGAGGUCGUGACGCUCGAUGGCCGUAAAGGGCUUCUUGCUUCUAACAAAAUCUCCAGCCCAGAGUCUCUCAGAUGGCCCACUGUGGGAAGAUACAGGGUAGAUGUUGCGUCAUUUGAGUUGCUGGCAUUGCCAGAGUUGCAGGUAAGGGAAGAUACUGAUCUCUUCAUCAUCGACGAAGUUGGGAAGAUGGAGCUCUACAGUUCCUCAUUCUUUCCAGCUGUACUAAAGGUCCUGCAAUCCAAUAUCCCACUCUUGGCUUCUAUCCCCAUUCCAAAAGCAGGCCGAGAUAUUCCUGGAGUUGCGAGGAUGAGAAAUCAUCCAGGAGCUAGAGUUUUUACACUCAGUGCAAAUAACAGGGAUGCUAUGAGAGAACAGAUAUGUUCCGCCUUAGCAGAUAUGUUGCAAAAGCCUUAGAUGAUGCAGGGCAUAAUGUUCCAGCUAAUGUUGCAAAUGCUUCUUGCUGUUAAACAAACUCGAAUCUGAUAGUUAAUACUUCCAGAAAUUUACCUUCCCUAUAGGUUGCUUAAUCACAGUUUUGUCCUUUGGAGAUGCACUAUUCAAGAAGACAAGAAUGGGAGAAGUGGAAUGUUUCCCCUUCUCCCUCGGAACUCGGAAGGUCCAACUCUUUGAACGCCUCUUUGAACACCAUAGUUUAGAAUGCUCAGAACUGCUGCUGCAAGAUAGAGAGGACUUGAAGACGAGAGGACAAAUGGACAAACGGUGUUUUAUGACUCUAACUACAACCAUCUGCCUCUUCUCAAAUUUCACUAAUGUCACAAUCUCAACUUUUUGCCUGAAGCUUCAAUUUCUUUACUGUCUUUAGUAUGGUACUGAAAGGCUGAAAGAUGCUUACUAAAUGACUAUUCUUGUUUGUGGAUUGUAAUCGUGUGCCUACAGCUCUUCCGUGAACUUUGGAGUUGGGAAAUCAUUUGUAGAUUAUGAUUGAGCUUUUAGUUCACGUUACCAUUUCCUUUA